This is a messenger RNA of Tupaia belangeri chinensis (Chinese tree shrew), 2096 nucleotides long. It is a transcript of the gene ACOXL, whose product is annotated as acyl-CoA oxidase like. Gene Ontology annotation, molecular function: acyl-CoA oxidase activity; fatty acid binding; FAD binding. The coding region runs from base 13 to 1845 and encodes 610 amino acids. The transcript has 18 exons. Lineage: Eukaryota; Metazoa; Chordata; Mammalia; Scandentia; Tupaiidae. The record is from RefSeq and is a predicted model, not a curated record. Gene Ontology annotation, cellular component: peroxisome. Gene Ontology annotation, biological process: fatty acid beta-oxidation using acyl-CoA oxidase; lipid homeostasis.
AGCCUGGAUGAAAUGAGAACUUUGACAGUUCAAAGAGUGAACUUUAGUAUGGGUCUACCUCUGAUAAAACGUGCACUUCAGGAGCAGGCAGAGAAAACAAAGAAUUUUGUCAGUCGGAGCCUCGUCAUAGGAGAAGUCCUCUGCAUGGCGGACAUGGCCACUGGAGUGAAGUGUGGAAUAAUUUAUUGGCUAUUUGGUGGUGCAGUCAGUAAUCUUGGAAGCCCCAAACACGUCACUAAGUGGUUGCAGCCACUCCAGGAGCAGAAGUACACUGGGAUGUUUGCAAUGACUGAGCGCGGCCAUGGGAGCAACGUCAGAGGGAUCCAGACAGAAGCUACCUUUGACCUUUCUACACAGGAGUUUGUGAUUGACACGCCAUGUGAGGAUGCUGAGAAGAUGUACAUCGGAAACGCGAUGCAUGGCAACUAUGCAGCAGUCUUUGCCCAGCUCAUCAUAAGUGGGAAAUCUCAAGGGCCCCACUGUUUCAUCGUUCCCGUCCGGGAUGAAAAUGGAAGCUUGUACCCAGGAGUGACAGCUAUUGAUAUGAUGUACAAAGAAGGUCUGCAUGGUGUAGACAAUGGGAUUCUAAUAUUUGACAAGGUUCGGAUACCAAGGGAGAACCUGCUGGACAAGUUUGGGUCUGUGACUCCUGAUGGACAGUACCACUCACCUAUCAAGAACAAGAACACAAGAUUCAAUGUGAUGUUGGCAGGACUGACCCCUUCGAGGCUGGCUUUGACUUUCCAAGCGAUGGCCUCCAUGAAGCUUGGGUUGACGAUUGCCAUUCGCUAUAGCCACAGCCGGAGGCAAUUUGGGCCCAAAGCCAAAGAAGAGGUGAAGAUCAUUGAGCACCAAACACAGACCCUUCGGCUGAUGCCUCACCUGGCCACGGCCUUGGCACUGACCUUCGCCAGCAGGUAUGCCGGGGCCCUCCUGGAUGAGGACAUCUUCCAGGGAAAGGGGCUCAUGAGCAGCCGCUCGCUGCAGGCUCUGGUGGCAGGACUGAAGGCCUACAGCACCUGGGAGAACAUCAGCUGUCUGCAGGACUGCCGCGAGUGCACCGGGGGCAUGGGUUACAUGAUGGAAAACCGAAUAUCAGGCUUAAAGUGUGAUACGGAUGUGUUCGUAACUUUUGAAGGUGACAACACUAUUAUGCUUCAGGUCGUCGCGCGGGAACUGCUGGCCCAGUACACCAAGCAGUAUGAAGACAAGCCAUUCUUCAGCCUGCUCCAGAACGGGGCUGAGUCUGUGGGUGACAAGCUGAGAACCAGUUUCCUGGCAUUUCACACGGACACUGUCGGUAGUCUUGCCUUUCUGUUGAAAGCAGUGAAUUUUCGUGAAAGGGUUCUUCAGCGGAGUUUGGUGACCAGAAUUUAUCACAAGGUGAUGACCAAGAAGGAGGACUUCUUCAAUGCCUGGAACUCAUGUCUACACCAUGUGGUUUCCCUGUCUCUGGCACACAUUCACAGAGUUGCAUUAGAGCAGUUCUCCCUGGCGGUGAGGCGCUGCCCUGAACAGGAGGACCGGGCUUUGCUAAUGAAGUUUUGUCUGUUAUAUGGAACCAAGCUGGUGUUCCAGGAGCGGGGCUGGUAUUUGGAGCAUAAAUACCUGACUCCUGCGGCCAGCAAGAAGAUCAGGAGCCAGUUAUUGGAUUUAUGCGACUCGGUGAAGGAUGAGGCCCUGAGGGUGAUCUCCGCCUUUAACAUCCCACAAAGCAGCCUCCACGCACCAGUCGCCGGAGUCCCGAACCCGCGAGCUCCCUGGGCCUUCUACCCCGAGCCGCUGCAGCCGCUGGCCAGGGACUGGGCGCCCUCCCAGCGGUCGAAACUGGCAGCCAAGCUUUAACCCGCGUGGCGGGAAGCGUGUGGCCCGCCCGCAGCUGCCGCGACGCUCACUUCACCGACGCCAGGGCUGGAGCUGAGGCCCGGCUGGCACGCGCUGGGGCAGACGCCCUCAGGGAUUUGGGCUGCAGAGCGGAGGCCCCGCUGCGCCUGGCGGGGCGCCGGAAAGGGAAUCAGAUGGCCACCCGGAGACUGCGGAGCUUUGUCCCCUCCCUGUAACCCCUGGCCUGUCUGGGAUCUCAUCCAGUUUCCGCG